Osmerus eperlanus (European smelt) is the source of this 3764-nucleotide messenger RNA. It is a transcript of the gene wdr32, whose product is annotated as WD repeat domain 32. Gene Ontology annotation, cellular component: Cul4-RING E3 ubiquitin ligase complex. The record is from RefSeq and is a predicted model, not a curated record. Lineage: Eukaryota; Metazoa; Chordata; Actinopteri; Osmeriformes; Osmeridae. The transcript has 7 exons. The coding region runs from base 243 to 1793 and encodes 516 amino acids. Gene Ontology annotation, molecular function: protein binding.
UAGGAAACGGAAAUACAUCAUGUAAUUUACAUUACAGUAUGUGUUUUGGAAGAGCGUUGGUCAACUAAUAAAUAUUGAAUGCGAGCGUUGUUGUAAACCAUACAGUUAGCUGCGACAUUUGGCUCUCAGGGGCAGAGAGCAAUUAUAUACCUGUAUGCACGUUCGCUUGCUAGUUAGACGCUGGAUAAUUCACUGUUGAACGGAGACACUGCAAGUAACUACCGGGGCGCUUUAUCCGUACAAUGAGCUCGGACCACCAAAGUGAUGGCGACGACGCUGACGAUUCUCAAGACAGGCCAGGAAGGGCAGUGUCUGACAAGGAAGACCCCGACAUUGAAGACUCGGAUGAUGAAGAGAAAUCCCCGACCACCUGUCCUCGUCCACCGAGGGAAAGGAACGCCAGACCGGUGACGACGGAUACCAAUCCCCAGUGUCAGGCACCAUCUCAGCCGGGGAAGGGUGGCAAUACUAGCACUGCCACGGAUGUCAGUUACUCCAGCUUAUUUUCAUGGAUACAAAGCAGGACUAUUAGAAGAGGUCUUUUCGUUGAUCCGUCAAGGGAUAACUUUAGGACAAUGACAAACUUGUAUCGCUCAAUGAAUCCUGCCACAGACUCCGUCAACUUGAGCACUCAAACGCACGGAGCCGUGUUCAAUUUGGAAUACUCGCCGGACGGGUCCGUUCUGACGGUUGCCUGUGAGCAGACGGAGGUCCUGCUGUUUGAUCCCAUCUCCUCCAAGCACAUCAAGACUCUGGUGGAGGCACAUGAAGACUGCGUCAACAACAUCAGGUUUCUAGACAACCGUCUGUUCGCCACCUGCUCAGACGACACCACUAUUGCUUUGUGGGACCUGCGUAAGCUGAGCUCCAAGGUGUGCACGCUGCACGGCCACGCCAGCUGGGUGAAGAACAUCGAGUACGACACCAACACCCGCCUCCUCGUCACCUCCGGGUUUGAUGGCAAUGUCAUUACCUGGGACACCAACAGGUUCACGGAAGACGGCUGCCCCCACAAGAAGUUCUUCCACACGCGCUACCUAAUGCGGAUGCGUCUGACGCCCGACUGCUCCAAGAUGCUGAUCUCCACGUCCUCCGGCUACCUGCUGAUCCUCCACGACCUGGACCUCACCCAGUCCCUGGAGGUGGGCAGCUACCGCAUGCUGCGCGCCCGCCGCACGCCCCUCAGCUCAGACGGUGCUACUUCAGCCUCCAGGUUGGCACCAGGCGCUCCUCGCCACGGCAACGACUCAAGCAAGAUCCACCCUCACAGAGAAGGCCUGUCCCCCAGGAACAGCCUGGAGGUGCUGACCCCUGAGGUUCCUGGAGAGAGAGACCGCGGGAACUGCAUCACCUCCCUGCAGCUGCACCCUAAAGGCUGGGCCACGCUCAUCCGCUGCUCCAGCAACAUGGACGACCAGGAGUGGACGUGUGUGUACGAGUUCCAGGAGGGGGCCCCCGCGCGCCCCCCCGCCUCCCCCCGCUGCUCUCUCCGGCUCACCCACUACAUCGAGGAGGCCAACGUGGGCCGGGGCUACAUCAAGGAGCUGUGCUUCAGCCCCGACGGCCGGCUCAUCUGCUCGCCGUACGGCUACGGCGUCCGCCUCCUGGCCUUCGACCAGCACUGCGGCGAGCUGACGGACUGCAUCCCCGUCCAGACCAGCUGCCUGCGGGAGGUGCGCUCCAUCUACUCCCACAGCGACGUGGUGCUCACCACCAAGUUCUCCCCGACACACUGCCAGCUGGCCUCGGGCUGUCUCAGCGGGCGCGUGGCCCUCUAUCAGCCCAAGUUCUAGAACCCCCGCCCCCCCCAGUCCCCCCGAUGAACUGCAUCCGGAACAGACGUCGUUCUAGAACUUUCUGAUAAGCCGGAGCCGGAGCCAAUAUUGUUCUAGAACCAUCUCUGAACCAUCCCUUGGGAACAGCCAGGACCAGGAGGUCCUUGGAAGGAGAGGAUGUUGUCACACACACACACCCCUCUCAGCCUGAGAAGACUGGGACUUCCUCCCCAGGGGGGUAUGGUGUACCCCCGGCCCCCACUCCCUCCCCUGUGUUCUUCCAUACCUCUUAUGGAGGCUCCAUCCGCUCUGCUCACGCCUGCUCCAAGGGCUGCUCCUCUGCUCCUACAUCUGACUUUCAACCUCUGGAUCUCUGUCAGCCUGUCUCCACUCUCCAGGACCAGCGACCCCCCCCAGCCCCAACUCUGUUCUCCUCUUCCUGGGAUCUGUCGCUCCUCCCGCUCUGCUAUGGGUGGUUAGGGUUACAGCCUGGUGUUGAGGUGUUAGGGUUACAGCCUGGUGUUGAGGUGUUAGGGUAACAGCCUGAUGUUGAGAUGUUCAGGUUACAACCUGGUGUUGAGGUGUUAGGGUUACAGCCUGAUGUUGAGGUGUUAGGGUUACAGCCUGAUGUUGAGAUGUUCAGGUUACAACCUGGUGUUGAGGUGUUAGGGUUACAGCCUGAUGUUGAGGUGUUAGGGUUACAGCCUGGUGUUGAAAUGUUAGGGUUACAACCUGCUGUUGAGGUGUUAGGGUUACAACCUGCUGUUGAGGUGUUAGGGUUACAACCUGGUGUUGAGGUGUUAGGGUUACAACCUGGUGCUGAGAUGAGAUGACAGAGUUAGGGCAUUUUGUUCUGUGUGUGUGUGUGUGUGUGUGUGUGAGUGAGUGAGUUACAUACUAGACCCCUCCAAGCCAUCACCGCUUAUGUACUACCUUGAGAACAUCACCAUGACAAUAAACUAAGCUUCAGCACCAUUCUGAUCCAGAGAGCCAGUGAUGACUAGGAACAGCUAAUACACACACCACUGCUGAGGAGGAACAGCCAACACACACAUCACUGCUGAGGAGGAACAGCUAAAGAGGAACAGCCAAGACACACAUCACUGCUGAGGCGGAACAGCUAACACACACACAGCACUGCUGAGGAGGAACAGCUAACACACACACAUCACUGCUGAGGAGGAACAGCCAACACACACACACACACAUCACUGCUUAGGCCAGCCUAGUGUAUUUCUGCUCCGAGGGAUAACCAGUGUGUGGAUCUGAGCCCGGCCUAACAGCUCGUUACAACGCCCAGUCCUAGAUCCAGAGUACAUGUAACGAGAUAGUGAGUUAUAGCCUUCCUAUGUAGACCUGGUUAUAGACAUGAACCAAAUGCUUCUAUGCAUACCAGCCUUUAUGAAUAUGCUAUCUACUGGAUGCUCUUGAGUAGUCCAGAUGUCUUAAGAUUGUAGGACUCAGGUGGUCCUGUGUGGGGUGGGGGUGGGGGUCACCUGUGUCCGCUGCGUACUGCAGAGCUCCUGGUAGAGGAAGCAGUGCCUCAGCUCGCUGGUCUAAUGCAGUCCUCACAAGGAGCUGCUCCCGUAGGGCAAUCUUCGCUGCUGCUUUUUAUCUACCUUCAUUCCAAAAGAAAGGACGACCAAUCGGACGUUUUCUAUGUCGACGUCUCUCGUGGGUCGCGGCCCAUUCUCAGUGGGGGUCCUGUUAGGACUUGUGAGCGAGAUGCGUUGUGUGUCACCUAGUUGUUGUUUUCCCCCUCUCCCUGCUCACCUUUUUAACCUUCAUGUUCGUUGAAGCUAACGUUUGUGAUUUUUUGGGGGGGGUGAUCGCAGGAUUGUUCCCUAGUUUGUUCACCAUUGCUUUGUUCAUGUAGGAUGAGUUUGAAGCCCAUAUUUGUUGUUUAUAAUGACGUGUCUCUAAAUAAUCCCGACAACGAUGCUGAUAUGGUACGUCUCACUGAAAUAAAAGGUGGCAUUUUGCACUGUU